CCCGCACUUGGUGGCUCAGCUCAGUUCUUAAUUGAGUUUCGUCAUGUUUUGUUCGCGGCAAAGCGCGUUUCUACAAAUUGGUCUGCUAUGUACCGGCGCUCUAGUGUUGUUGCUUUUACAUGGCACCAUCACUGAGGCCUAUUCCGGUCUAAUAGCACCUGAUCCAGAUAAUCCUGGCAAAUGUGUCUAUCGCGGCGAUGAACUGAAAUUGGGAGUAAAUGUGGGCAUUGCUCCCUGCCAGCGUCUCACUUGCCAUGAGAAUGGUUCCAUACACAUUGAGGGUUGUGGGAAAUUGCGCAUCGAGAGCUGCAAUAAUGGGGAGCGCAUCCAUGCGGACAAACCAUUCCCGGAAUGUUGCAAGUUGCGUUACAAAUGCAAGAAACCUGAUGGCACGCCUUACUACAUUGAGCGCGAUGCAUUCGCUAGCGAGCAGCAGAACAAGCUGAGACGUUGAGUGGGCGGAAAGAAAUGGAGAUAGAUCGCAAAAGUGAAUGAAGUGGUGUAGAGAGUGGAGCGGGCAGGAGACGAUGGAAAAAAUAUGAGAUAAAAGCGAUCAACUUCAACUGAGUGGUGAAGAGUAGCCGUGCUCGGAAUUGGAAGCAAACAUUGAGAUUACUUUGAGUUGGAAACAGAGAUAAGGGGAGAGAGAAAGAGAGAGGGAGAGUGCAGGAGAACGGAAAAGCGAGUGGGCGAAGGGAAGGUGGUUGUGUGAAACGUGAGCAACAGCGCCGCUGAUAAGGCUUAAGGCACAUAUUUGUGUUGUUUUUCUUAGUUUAUGAUGUAGUUGUAUGUCUAGAUAUUUACAUAACCUUAGUUCAUUGAUUUUGUUUUGAUUUAUGUAUUUUUUUUAUUUUUGUUUACAUUAGAAAUAUAUGAAAACAUAUUUAUUAUCAACAACAAAAAUA
Molecule: messenger RNA, 905 nt
Organism: Anastrepha ludens (Mexican fruit fly)
Lineage: Eukaryota; Metazoa; Arthropoda; Insecta; Diptera; Tephritidae
Exons: 3
Coding region: 44-454 (136 amino acids)
Source: RefSeq, a predicted model, not a curated record